Rana temporaria (common frog) is the source of this 4885-nucleotide messenger RNA. It is a transcript of the gene TMEM67, whose product is annotated as transmembrane protein 67. The transcript has 28 exons. The record is from RefSeq and is a predicted model, not a curated record. Gene Ontology annotation, biological process: cilium assembly. Bases 33 to 2987 code for a protein of 984 amino acids. Lineage: Eukaryota; Metazoa; Chordata; Amphibia; Anura; Ranidae. Gene Ontology annotation, cellular component: ciliary transition zone; MKS complex.
CCCUCUCCUCCCCCUCCCUCCCUCAUUCAGCCAUGGAGCCCGGGAAGAGGAUCAGUGUGGGCUCCAGAGGCCUGUGCCUGUGUCUGGCCAUUCUCUGCCUGCCAUGCAGCAGCCUUCUCUAUUCCAUCCCCCUGCAGCGUCCAGAGCACUGCUCAUUGCAACAAUACUACGACCCAGGGAUGGUGUCCUGUGUGCAGUGCCCAGACACCCAGCGGCCCAGCCAGGAUGGUCUAUCCUGUGAAUGCCUUCCUGGAUACAAAUUUGGUUCCAAGAAUGGUCCCGUUAUCACCUGCCACAAAUGCCUGGACAGAAUGGGUGUAACCACUGAUGGCUGGGAUUGCAUUAAAUGCCCUGGUGCAUUAACUGCAAGCGGCACGUGCCAGUGUUCUCCAGGAAAUAUACUGGUUGAAAGGUAUGUGAAUGGCACACCACUUCAUGAAGCUACAUGCAUUGACUGUGAUGGGUCCGAGUCAUCAUUGACGGCUCCUGACAAGCUAGGACUACGGUGUGAACGAUGUCCUCAAACAAUUAUCAGUCGGACCAACUCAUGCAGCUGCUACCAGCCAAAUACCAUGGCUGGAGGUAUUUGUUUUAAUGCAGUAGGUGGCCAUAUGCUGUCCAGAGUUAUUUCGACUAUCCGCUAUGCACAACUGGGAGUUUUGCUAAGAUCAGAAUGGCUUUCCAUUCACUUGCAGGCAGCAGCUGCAGCUUGUUUGCUGUACUCCAACCAUACAGCAUGCCAGGCUCUAGGGAACAUGUGUGUAAUGAACAUGAACUCUCUGAGUCUGCAGAGCGCUGACGCCUGUGGUCUGUUCCGGUACAAAUUCGCAAACACAGCCGCACGUGGAGUUGUCCAUUCCAUCUCUUACUGGAGGACCAAUGUUCCAUGGCUGUAUUAUGAUGACCAGCCGGGAUUAGCAGUCCGAGUACUUACAGCUUCUCCCUUCCCCGAAAACUUCAGCUUUAAGUGGGGUGAACAGGCACAGAACACAAAACUGUCAUUUUUAGCAGCUGUGUAUGAUGUGCGAGGGAAGUUCAUUGCAUGGAGGUCACUUCAAGGAGGCUUACUGCAGCUGUGUCCUGACACUUCCAAACGGCUGAAUGCUGCAUAUGAAUUUGGAACAACAUACGACCAAAAUUGUGAGCUGUCUGUGUCCAAGAUCCUCCAUGACUUUCCGGAACCUGUGUUUUAUGAUGUGUAUCUCUCCUACCUUGGAAGUGACAGUCAGCAGAAUAUAUGGCCUGUGCCCGUCUUAAACCUUAACCUUCAGUACAAUGACCAGUUUGUCAAUUUAGGAAACAAUGUUAACAACUGGCUGCUGACUCGUCGAAUAUUCUUGGUUGACACCCUAAGUGGACGAGAAAAUACUCUAAGCAGCUCACCGCGUGUGAUUCGAAUCGCCUCUAAAAUCACUAUCAGCAUCAGCCUGGUUCCUGGCACCCACAAAGGAACAAUUUACCCCCCACUCAUGACUGUGGAAUACGCAGAUAUACAAGUACAAAAUCCAGAGAGCCAGACUGUGAAGGUUUUUUUCUCUGUUCAGUAUGAAAUGAAUCAGGCUGAUUCUGUCACUCAGACAGAUGUGGCGUUAGGUGUGCUCGGUGGGCUGGCCGUGCUGUGGUCCCUUCUCAAAACUGCUGCAUGGAAAAGACGGAUUGGUAGCCAGGUCAUUGACUUGCAGACUGUGAUUCAGUUCUUGGUUAUAUAUGCUGGAGUUCUGGCCAAUGUGUUUUUUGCUGUGACUGUGGGGACUGGGGUUUACUGGCUUCUUUUGUUCAAAGGUCAGCAAUAUGUCUCUGUGCUACUGCCUCUACCCAGUAAUGAAAAAGACUUUAUAACUUAUGUGUCGUGUGCAUUUGUUUUGAAGGCCCUUCAGUUUUUGCACACUCUUAUUUCUCAGCUGACCAUUGAUAUUUUCUUCAUUGACUGGGAAAGACCCAAAAACAGAACUUUAAAAUCUGAAGGUGGUGUAAAGAGUGGUCCUGCACCUGUCAGUAUCUGGAGAUCUUACUUCAUUGCAAAUGAGUGGAAUGAAAUCCAGACAGUGCGCAAGAUCAACCCCCUUUUUCAAGUUUUCAUUGUACUCUUUUUUCUAAAGAUUGUUGGCUUUGAAAACCUGGCAUUACGGGAUUCAUCCUCCAGUCUCUCCAGAGAUCCACAAGAUUACAGGGCACCAUGGAGUUGUAUUCUGCGCUAUGGCGUGACCUCUGCAUUGUGGCUUGGCUUUGGUUCUUUACAGAUUCUAUUUUUUUCGGGAAUUUAUGAAAGAUUUGUGGAAGACAAGAUCCGACAGUUUGUUGAUUUGUGUUCAAUGAGUAAUAUUUCAGUGUUCAUUUUGUCCCACAAACGCUAUGGAUACUAUGUUCAUGGCCGCUCAGUCCAUGGGCAUUCUGACACCAACAUGGAGGAGAUGAACUUGAAUUUAAAGAGGGAAGCAGAGAACAUGUGUAGUCAGAGAGGGCUACAACCAAACUCGGAUAUACAGACUUUUCAGAUCUCUAUUUCUGGCAGGGUCCGAACCCAGUUUGACCGGAUACACAGCAAUCUAACAAAGAAUCACGGACCUUCUCGUUUUCUACAGAACUCACCAACUGCAUCUGAACAGAGCACAAAGGCUUAUCACACCAUGAAUAAAUUCCUCAGUGGCUUCAUUGACCAUGCCUUUAAAGAAAUGGAUUACUUUGUGAAAGACAAACUGCUUCUGGAGCGAGUGCUUAGCAUGGAGUUCAUGGAGCCAAUGGACAGAAGUAUCUUCUAUAAUGAUGAAAUUCAUUCCUUCAGUGAUGUUCUCUUCUACGGUCAUGAAUCAACGCUGCUCAUCUUUGAUACUUUGUUUUUCUGCAUUGUUGAUAUAAUGUCACAAAACUUUGUUCUGGCUGCAGUCAUCACUUACCUGCAGCAAGAGUGUUUUCGGCACAUCCGUGGAGUUGCGGGGCAGAAGAACCUGGCGUCCAAAAUGCUAAUAGAUGAAAGAUUUCUGAUAUGAGAAUGCAGUUGUGUACCAUCUGGUGAUGUGUUUUGACCAUUUUGUAAAUGUUAUGUUUUGUCCUACAAAGGAGAUAUAUUUUUCUAUCAUUUUAAUUUGUUCAGCCUGGGUUCACACUUUUGUGUUGCAGACACCGCAUUGCACCUGAACCAAAAUGGUGCAGGACCCUUUUUUUCCACACCUGAAUCACAUCUGCGUUUUCUGACAAUCACGCUGCGUUUUGCGAGCUGUUUGAAGGUGUCGUUAAUCCAACAUUGACACCUGUAGCAGAUUGCAUGAAUGCCGUGCGCUUGCAAUGCGGUGAGGGAAACACACAGAAUUUGUUUCAUUUCUCACAUCGUAUCAGUGUGACCCAGGGCUAAAGCUGAAUUCUGCAAAACAGUGUUUACAUGUUAACUACUACACAAAAUAACCACAGUGCUCUUUUCAGAGAAACAAUCUCCUUUCUAUAUAAAAAAUAAACUUUAUAGGACCACCUUUGCCUCUAAAGAGAUAUGUAACACUUUCCUCAGUGUGGUCACAUAAAGCUUGUAGUGCUGCUUAAAGCUGGUGGAUAAAAGUUUCUCUGCCCGUGUUCAGGAUCAGUGAACAUAUAGCUGCUCCCAUACCCUGAAGUGUAGAUACACCAAAGUAAGAUGUCACUCAAACCAACCCUGUGCUCUAGGAAUGUAUGUAACAAUGCCCUCUAAUGCAUUUCAGCCUGCCCACCGGUCUUUUGUUUUCUCUUCGUGACUAGGCCCCAGUGGGUGGGACGAAAUGCGUCAGUAGCAUAGUCAGAGCAAUGCUGGCUGUGGCCACACAUUGUUAAAAAUAUUCCUAAAGCACCAGAUUGGUAUGAGCGACGUCUUACUUUGGUCUAUCUGUCUUUCCUCAGUGUGUUAGUGUUAACACAGACACAUCAUAGCUCCCAAUGACACUCCUCAGACACCCUUCCUCUUUGCUCAUUCAAGGCAGUGAAAGUGUUUCCUGAUAGCCCACGUAAUGAUUUGAUCACUGCUGCUUACCUGUUCCAUUGCUGUAUCCCAAGUAGACUUUAAGAGAAAAUAGAAUGACCUCCCCAAUGUGACAGUUUUUGAGUCCGAGCAGUUAGUGGCAAGGGGCUGCACUGACACCAUCCACUAAGUAAGCUCCGACUCAGCCAGGAUGGACGUAUGUAGUUGGGAUACGACAAAGGAGCAUGGAUCGUUGGGUAUGCCUUGUUGUGUGGAUGUGCUAUCCAGAGACAAUGUCACUUUGAGAUAAAUGUGUAAAGUAAGUGUUUCUUAUAAUGCAAGGUGAGCAAAGACACCAAAUUGUUCUGGAUACCUGGUGUAGCGGAUCACACCGGAUUUAUAUCACCAGCCUUCCUAAUUUCAGAAAUGUACACAGAAUUGCUACAAUUACAUUCACAGAUCUAAAUAACUCAUGAAUAUAGAUUUUUUUUGUUUUUUUUUUUUGGCUUAUUUAGGAGUUUGUUUUGCAAAAGAUAAAACUUUACCUUUCAGUAUUAUAAAACUUCAGUUUUAAAAUAAAACAGAUUUUUGAAGAAUUACUCUAGAAAAGUGGUUCAUGUCCUUAUGAUAUUUAAUUUAAAGUAAAUCUGCGAAAAACCUAGGCAAUCGAGAUUGUAUAAAAUGCACUAAAAAAUUUACUAGAAAAUGCACAGGUAACGGUUAUUAUCAAAGGAAACUGCACGUCAAAACGAUUGGAAAUAUCAGCAGAUAAGGAUAUAUGCAAAUCUCAAUUUUUCCUGUAAAAGUUAAACUUGGUCCUGUCCCAUUAUUCUCCUGAGCCCUACUAUUGUUCAGUGAGGCUACCAGUCACAAUAAAAGGGCUCAUAGGAAAGAGUUGAAGUGGGAAUCGGUUUAAAUUUGAUGAAUACAAAAAAUUAUGUAAAAAUAUAACCGCAGCUGCCUAUA